AUGGCGAGGAGGCGGGACGACGGCGACGGAGCAGACGGCGAGGAGGCGGGACGACGGCAAUGGGGCGGACGACGAGGAGGCGGGACGAUGGCAGUGGGGCGAACGGCGAGGAGGCGGGAUGGCGGCAAUGGGGCGGACGGCGAGGAGGCGGGACGACGGCAAUGGGGCAGACGGCGAGGAGGCGGGACGAUGGCAAUGGGCGAACGGCGAGGAGGAGGGACGACGACAAUUGGCGGACGGCGAGGAGGGGGGUCGACGGCGACAGGGUGGCUGGCGAUAAAGGGAGUGACGGCGAUGGGUUAG
Messenger RNA from Spirodela intermedia, 303 nucleotides. The record is from the annotation of a GenBank genome assembly. Lineage: Eukaryota; Viridiplantae; Streptophyta; Magnoliopsida; Alismatales; Araceae.